Messenger RNA from Phytophthora nicotianae INRA-310, 1224 nucleotides. RefSeq lists its product as hypothetical. Bases 45 to 851 code for a protein of 268 amino acids. Lineage: Eukaryota; Oomycota; Peronosporomycetes; Peronosporales; Peronosporaceae. Gene Ontology annotation, biological process: pyruvate decarboxylation to acetyl-CoA. Gene Ontology annotation, cellular component: mitochondrion; pyruvate dehydrogenase complex. The transcript has 5 exons. The record is from RefSeq and is a predicted model, not a curated record.
CGAGCAGCCAUUGUAAUUGACAACCUCAAACACCGCAGGCAAUUAUGCUGCGACUGUCGACUCGGGCUCUGGCGGCGCACGGGCAGAGAAGCGUGGCGCUGGCUGCGAGACGCACACGAGCGGAUGUGCUGCGACCUUUCGCUCUCUUCUCCACGGACAGUGGAGCGCCAACCAACGAGGACGAGCACAAGCAAGUGGAUCUACCCAGUCACAUCAAGUUCCGUAUGCCCGACCUGGACUUCAAGGAGGUGGGCAGUGGUGCCGGGGACACGACACUGACCAAGUGGUACGUGCAGGAGGGGACGGCCGUGACGGAUGGCACGCACAUGUGCGAGAUUGACACGCCAGACCUAUGCUUCCAGCUCGAGUCUGGAGAUGAGGGAUUCAUCGCGCGACUGCUGGUGAACGAGGGCUCCAGCAACAUUGCUCCAGGCCAGCCGCUGGCUAUUAUUGUGCCCGCUGAGGAGGAUAUUGCGCCGUUCGUGAAGGUGCUGAAGGAAAACCCUCGCUGCAUCGAAGGUUACGCUGAGCCGACGAGUGCAACUGAAGUGGCCGAACCUGAAGCUGCAGCAACACCCUCUGCUGCUCCUCCCACCGAAAGCGCUGCGUCGAGCGAUGUCUUGCGCAUGCUGAACAAGCUUCACAAGGAGGGCCACUUUGAAGACGAGAAGGCGCUCAAGAUGCUCAAGUCGCUAGCCCGCAAGAACGAUGAGCAGCUGCUCACGACGUACAAGGCCAGUUAUGAGGAUGGGGUGCUGGAGGAAGCGGCAUUUGACAAAGCCUUUUUUGUGGAGAAUGCACUGGAACUUGCUGAAGAAGCAGCAGCGUCUACUGACCCCAACGCGAACUAGACUGACGACGAACUUUUGGUGUUUUACAAGAACAAUUAGGGCUGAACAAAUGGUAUUUUGUGGCGCUCAACCGACGCAUGUGGAUGUUUAUAUUUUUUUUUUGCCAAACGUAACACUCAAGCUUCACUUCUCACGACAAGCAUGCUUGGUUGCCACCUGAGGACCGCCCCGCUCCAGCAAAGCCGUUGUCGUCGACAUAGACUGUUAGGUAGUUGCAUGGUGACUUGAAGCAACCAUAGUCACCGUCGCAACUGUAUUCUAGAGCCCCAAAUAUUUCCUUUGCCUAUUCUGCGGUGAUAGCAAACUUGAGUGUUUGCGAGAUAGCAGUCGAUUGGAGUGCUGUUGGUCCAUCACUAUUCGCUCGAGGUAGCGC